CCUCAAUCUACCCUGCUGAGCUACGUAGUCCUGAUGGACAUCCGGCUGGUCCAAUCGUGACUCCCCAUCGUGACGCCCGAUUGGGCUAUCGGCAGAGUAGGCGAGGAAGGGGGCCUGGAUUCAAGCUUGGUUGUUGAAACACCGGUUACAUAUCUCUCUGUACGCUGUGCCCUUGAGCUGAGUCGGUGGAAUUCUGUGAGGUAUUGCGGAGCCUUUGGGGACCUCCUUGCUUUGGCCUGAACUGUGCUUUCCCCCCUUCAGCACUGACAAUGGGAGACGUUGAGAAGGGCAAGAAGAUCUUUGUUCAGAAGUGUUCACAAUGCCACACAGUUGAAAAGGGAGGCAAACAUAAGACCGGUCCCAAUCUGCAUGGUUUGUUUGGCCGAAAGACUGGACAAGCAGAAGGUUUCAAUUACACAGAAGCCAACAAAAGCAAAGGCAUUAUCUGGAGUGAAGAUACAUUGAUGGAGUACUUGGAAAAUCCCAAGAAGUAUAUUCCAGGAACUAAGAUGAUAUUUGCUGGUAUAAAGAAGAAGAAUGAGAGGGCAGAUUUAAUAGCAUACCUUAAAGAAUCCACUUCUAACUAAUGGCUCUCUGCUGCCUUAUUUAUUUUAUCCAACAAAAGAAAAUAACUCUCUGUGAUGAGAUUGGUUCUUAAACUUUCUAUUUUUUACAUUCACUGUAUCUAACACUUCAAAAAAUCUUGUCUGCCAGAGAACUUUGAUCAUCAGAGAUUGUUAAAACACCUGUAUUGUUCAUGUCAUAACUUAUGUAAUCAGGCUUGAAGGAAUAUAGUCAGGGUGACAUCGGCGUUUCCUGAUCAUGUAAUUAAAAAAAUUAUCCCCAGGUA
Pogona vitticeps (central bearded dragon) is the source of this 850-nucleotide messenger RNA. The record is from RefSeq and is a predicted model, not a curated record. Lineage: Eukaryota; Metazoa; Chordata; Lepidosauria; Squamata; Agamidae.